Messenger RNA from Suillus fuscotomentosus, 1648 nucleotides. Its product is annotated as peptidase C1B, bleomycin hydrolase. Gene Ontology annotation, cellular component: cytoplasm. Gene Ontology annotation, biological process: response to toxic substance; L-homocysteine catabolic process; proteolysis. Bases 98 to 1648 code for a protein of 516 amino acids. The record is from RefSeq and is a predicted model, not a curated record. Gene Ontology annotation, molecular function: cysteine-type aminopeptidase activity. Lineage: Eukaryota; Fungi; Basidiomycota; Agaricomycetes; Boletales; Suillaceae. The transcript has 8 exons.
AAGCGACCUAAGGCUAUAAAGGUCUUGCUCUUGGUUUGCAGCUUGUUUACAACCCCACACUGUGACGCGCGUCAACUCUUCCAAGUCCUUUGCAACAAUGGGUUCAUCUGUAUCUAAGGUUCCUGCUCAAGUUUCGGGCGCCCCGAACGCGACAUCUUCAUCUGAGUCCUUCGACGAGAAACGCUCUGUUCGCUCACAGAGAUCCGCGUCACCCACAGUGGCUUCGUCGCCCUUGGCAACUGACGGUUCAAUUUCACUGCCUAAUGUUGAUGCCUGGGAGUCUGCCGCUUCUGCGGACCCCAAAAUCCAACUUACCCGCACAAUCCUUGCCAAUAACAACUUGAGGACGACCCUUGUCAGUCGUCCGGCCCAGGUCGCCAUCCCUCAUGUUUUCAAUCACGAGGUGGAGUUCAAAACCGCGCCUGUUACAAGCCAGAAGUCCAGCGGUAGAUGCUGGCUCUUUGCAACGACCAAUGUCAUUCGAUAUGAAGUCAUGAGGAAGCUGAAGCUGAAGGAAUUCCAGCUCUCCCAGUCUUACCUCUUCUUCUGGGAUAAGUUGAACAAGUCCAACUAUUACCUCGAGCUCUCCAUCGAGAAUGCAGACCUGCCUGUCGAUGAUCGCCUGGUCAACUUCCUCGCGAGAGACCCCGUUAGCGACGGUGGUCAAUGGGACAUGGCUCUCAACUUACUCGAGACAUAUGGUCUCGUUCCUCAGCCGAUUUACCCCGAGUCGUACCAUUCAAGUGCCUCGAGUCCCCUCAACACCCUUCUGAAGUUGAAGCUCCGAGAGCAUGCUCUCACUCUUCGCGCGCUCUCUUCAUCAUUGAAAGCCGAUCACAGUGUCUCGCCGGAAUCGGCUCUUUCGACUCUUCGUGCGAAGAAGGAGGAGCUUAUGCAAGAAGUUUAUACCAUUAUGAGUGCAAGUCUAGGUGUUCCUCCUAAGCCCGACGCUGCCUUCACCUGGGAGUACUACACUGAAGAUGGCAAGUAUGCGAAGUGGGAGGGUACUCCCCUGCAGUUCUACAAGGCUUUCACGGCCAAGUUCUCGCCGGCGGAGUCUUUCUCCCUCAUUAACGACCCACGGAAUGAGUAUAGCAAACUGUACACAGUGAAUAAGCUUGGCAACAUCUGGGGCGGACGUCCUAUUCUGUACGUGAACACUGAGAUCGAUGAGCUCAAGCAGGCCAUAGUCCGAUCUAUCAAGGCCGGUCAGCCAGUCUUCUUUGGUUGUGACGUAGGUCAAUUCUCCGACUCCAGCAAGGGCGUCGGUAUCAUGGACACUGACUACUUCGAAUACGAACAAGCAUUCAAUAUCACGCUGGGACUUACCAAGGCCCAGCGACUGGAUACCAACGAGUCUGCCAUGACACAUGCGAUGGUCAUCUCCGGCGUACAUGUGGAUGAGGAGACUGGUCGCCCCGUCCGGUUCAAGGUGGAGAACUCUUGGGGUGAAGACAGUGGCGUGAAAGGCCAUAAUGUGAUGAGUGACAAGUGGUUCGACCAAUUUGUGUUCCAGGUCGUGGUGCACAAGUCUUUCGCGACAAAGGAGCACGUAAAGAUCUUUGAGUCGGGGGAGAGUGUGGUGCUACCUGCUUGGGACCCCAUGAUGCAAGAUGCUGAUCGUUUUACCCAGGGUGCUUUGGCAUGA